GUUAAAUCUUGCCUGAGCGGAAUACGACCGAUUCGACAUAGCAGGAGGAAAUAGUUUCAGGAUGUAUGUCACAAAAUUGAGAGGCUUACCAAGUCUAUUCAUCGUCGUACUAACGGCAUCAACCGAAUGCAGUUUCGGAAACAAACUUCCAUUCAGUUCUAUUCCUCAACCGAGAAGUCUCGCCGACUUGGAGGAGAAAAUAUCAACUGUCAUGGCAAAGAUUGAAGAGCUCGCAGAGGGCAAUGCACGACUGAAAUUCGACAAUUCGCACCUGAAGCUCUAUAAUGAACAACUGAAGCACGAUAACAUACAACUAAAGAUCGACAACGAAUACCUCAAGUCCCACCUGGAGAAUACUGUAGAGGAUAGGCUGCAAUACCUGGAGGCAGUCACUCGGCAAAUUGUGCCCCCAACGUGCGAGACUCUCGCAAAGCUUGGCGUGUCACGGUCAGGAACCUACCUUGUGGACCCCGAUGGAGUGCUACGAGGCGAUCCACCCAUAAAAGUAUUCUGCGAAAUGGAGACAGCAACCACUAAUGUUCUCCACGAUUCGAUGGAAAGUACGGAGAUAGAUCACUGUCCUGAUCCUGGCUGCUAUAGUCGCAGAAUUACUUACGAUGCGUCAAUCAAGCAGGUCCAUGCAUUGAUCGAACUAUCGAAGUCAUGUGAGCAACAAAUAAGGUACAAUUGCUAUCCCACGGCCCAGACUACAGGAGACACCAACUACGCAUGGUGGGUGGACCGUCACGGCGACCCUCAGUAUUACUGGAAUGGUCCCCGAGAAGGAGAAAAUAUAUACAUCCGCGAUAUCAUCGACGAUUGCGUGGAUUGCAUCCAAUCUGGCAAUUGCGACGCCGAAGCCUCCCAGGGGGGAUCAGGCUUGGGCACCAUCACCAACAGUGGAGCUUUGCCUAUCACAGAGCUCCGAUUCGGCGGGCUGCAGUCGGAGAACCAAAAGGCGAACCACACUCUGGGAGCAUUGAUGUGCAGGGGCCAUAAUAAUCAGCCAAACCACCCAGCGGAAUCUUGCUCAUCUCUCCGUCGUGCCGGACACACUCGCACAGGUCAUUACCUCAUCAGCACCAAAGAAGGACGACUGGAUGUUGUGCUGUGUCGGAUGGACUUGGAAGAUACUGACGUGGGAUUCCAGGUAUACACAGGUGCCAGCAUCGCCGAGGAGGGCGUUUAUUUCGAUGCCGUUCGUGUUGACGGUUGGUCAAGUGUUGGUAUAAUUCCUUUUUAUUUUGCCGAGGUGAACAUAGGGAACGGAAUGGAUCCGAGCAGCGGGAUUUUUACCGCCCCUCUGGACGGCAUCUAUGCAUUUCAUUUUCAUUGUAUGACGCACGAAACGGUUCAGGUACUUCUUAGGAGUAAUGAAGUCGCCAAAGCCACAUUGUUCUCAGAGAACGAGUCGAACCUAGGGCAAAUGCUUGGCCAAUCCAUUCUCCUCCAGCUCCAAAUAGGGGACCAAGUCGACCUCUAUUUAGAACGAGGAGCAAUCCAGUCACUCGGAACCCGAGGUAUUCAUUUUGUGGGAUAUUUAUUGUAUCUCACGUAGUCACAAAGAUGCAAUAAAGCAC
Darwinula stevensoni is the source of this 1580-nucleotide messenger RNA. The record is from the annotation of a GenBank genome assembly. Lineage: Eukaryota; Metazoa; Arthropoda; Ostracoda; Podocopida; Darwinulidae.